AUGAUCGAUUUCGUGAUCCCGCAAUGGUUGGUUAUUUAUUAUUAUUCUGUUGGGACAGUUUCUCUUGUUUUGAAUUCAAUCACAAUUUAUUUGAUCAUUUUUCGAAGCGAUAAUAUUGAUAGUUUCAGAUACUAUAUCUUGGUUUUCCAGACAAACUGCGCCAUUACAGACGUUCAUACAACUAUUUUGAUGCAACCGUUCCCCUUACAUCCAAUGAUUUGUGGACAUUACAAAGGAUUGAUUGGAACUUUUUUCGAAGUCAACUCAUAUUAUCACGCGGCAUUUAGUAUCACUUCAAUUAUCACUCAAGUUGAAGCAUUGGUUUUUUGCUUUUAUAGAAAGCAUCAGACUAUUGCGAAAGUUAUGAAUGGACAUGUUUGUCCAAAAGCAUUCACCUAUUUUAUGAACACUUCAGCCACUGUCACACCGAUUUUCAUCUUCUAUGCCCUAUUAGAAGCAGGAAUGACUAGACAAGAACAAUUGGAUUAUGUGAAGAAGUGUAUUCUGGCGGUGUUCUCGUUGAGAUCAUCUGUAAAUGCGAUUGUUCUGAUUGUGACAACUCCGCCGUAUAGGAAGUUUGUGUUAAGAAUCAAACCAAGAUUGAAUUCGAUUGCAGUGUCCAGUUCUGGAAAUAGUAAUAAUGCUCUUCAUCAUUGA
Molecule: messenger RNA, 657 nt
Organism: Caenorhabditis remanei
Lineage: Eukaryota; Metazoa; Nematoda; Chromadorea; Rhabditida; Rhabditidae
Exons: 4
Coding region: 1-657 (218 amino acids)
Source: RefSeq, a predicted model, not a curated record